GGUAGAGCCACUUAUUCAUUUUGUGAACACUUUUCAACAAUGGGAUGCUUUCACAGCACUGGCUCGGAGGCUAAGAAACGAUCAAAACUGAUAGAUGAACAGCUUCGUCAUGACCAUGAACGCUGUGUCGGCGAGAUUAAGCUCCUACUCCUCGGAGCCGGAGAGUCUGGAAAGUCGACAAUCGUUCGUCAAAUGCGCAUUCUUCAUGAAACGGGAUUCAACAAACAAGAACAGAUGGCCUAUCGACCAGUUGUUUUCAGCAACAUGGUUCAGUCAAUGCUCGCAAUUCUGAAAGCGAUGCAACCACUCAACAUAAGUUUCACAGAUGCAGCACGUGAAGAAGACGCUCGAAUGUUCAUUUCACACUUUCUUCAUGUCAACAAUGCAGAACUUUCUGAGGCAUUCUCACUGGAGCUCUCUGAUUUAAUGAAGCAAUUGUGGAUGGAUGAAGGUGUCAAGAAAUGCGUUAAACGAGCACAUGAAUAUCAGCUGAACGACUCGGCUGAGUAUUACUUCAACGCAUUGGAUCGUAUCUCAUCAUCCUCUUACUUGCCAACUCAGGAUGAUAUUCUUAGAGCUCGUGUCAAGUCAACUGGCAUUGUUGAGACAACCUUCAUGUAUAAGGAUUUGUGUUUCAAAAUGUUCGACGUCGGAGGUCAACGUUCGGAACGUAAGAAGUGGAUACAUUGCUUUGAUAGUGUAACUGCAGUCAUAUUCUGUGUUGCACUCAGCGAGUAUGACUUGAGACUCGCCGAAGACCAGACUAUGAACCGAAUGCACGAAUCAAUGCAAUUGUUUGACUCAAUCGUGAACAAUUGCUGGUUUACCGAGACAUCGAUUAUCCUAUUCCUUAACAAAAUGGACAUUUUCGAGGAAAGAAUCCGUUACACACCAUUGACCGUCUGUUUCCCAGAGUAUCAAGGGGGUAUGACAAUUACUGAAACAUCAACCUUCAUUCAAAGUCGUUUUGAGAUUCUCAAUAAAAGACAAACACCCGCUCAAAAGGAAAUCUACAGUCACUUCACAUGUGCCACGGACACAAACAACAUCCGUUUUGUGUUCGACGCUGUUACCGACAUCAUUAUCCGUAAUAACCUCUAUCUUUGCGGUCUUUAUUAAACGUUUAACUAGAUUAGCACAAAUGCUUGGCCUCUUUGAGUCUUUUUUCAUUUACUCAGAUGGAUACUCUCGUUGUCUGCGUAUCCUCUGAUUCUCUUUACUUACGACUUGUUCUAUAUUUCUCCAAAUAUAAGUUAUGAGAGAACAAAGUUCAAUGAUUUUUAUGAAUCAUUGGAUAUUUUUAGAAAAGCCUUUAAAAAUUAAAAAAAAACAAUUAAUUCUCGAGUUGUGACGUUUUCGUCGCCUUUGUACUUUUUGUUCCACCUAUUGUUCUUCUCCCAUCCAACUUUAAAAAAAAGGUUUUAGAGUACAUUCUUCUCAAGAGUACUUCUAUAUUCACUGUGAGCCCCUGAUUUUACUUUCAACAAAUUCAGAACUUUCAUAAACAUUUCUCAUUAUUUUUCUUUAAUCUUGCAUAAUUGCUUAAAUUUUUAGUACGCCUCAAAACUUUGUUUUUUGUUACUAUAUUUAUCCGUUUGUGUUUAGUUGUUUGUUGUUCAAACUGUUCCUGUUAGUUUUAUUUUAUAAAAUCUCUCAGACUUGAUGCUAAAUUCCGGUUUUUCAAAAAAUAAUAUGAUAAUAACAAAAAUUCGGAAUUCCAAAACCCAAAAGUUCAAACUUACAAAAUAUCAAGAUUCCAAAAAAAUAUUUUCCAUCCGCUUUUCUUAAUUCUAGAAUAGAAUACUAAAAGAAUCAUUUGAAAACAUUUCAAGGCGUCUCUGUUUCUCUUUUUGUCCAAAUGUCCAUAUACUUUAUUUCCCAUCUUUAUAUCAAAAAUCUUUUACUACCC
Molecule: messenger RNA, 1909 nt
Organism: Caenorhabditis elegans
Lineage: Eukaryota; Metazoa; Nematoda; Chromadorea; Rhabditida; Rhabditidae
Gene: gpa-4
Product: Guanine nucleotide-binding protein alpha-4 subunit
Exons: 7
Coding region: 40-1119 (359 amino acids)
Biological process (GO): signal transduction; G protein-coupled receptor signaling pathway; adenylate cyclase-modulating G protein-coupled receptor signaling pathway
Molecular function (GO): GTP binding; guanyl nucleotide binding; G-protein beta/gamma-subunit complex binding
Source: RefSeq, marked reviewed